Nymphaea colorata (pocket water lily) is the source of this 1527-nucleotide messenger RNA. RefSeq lists its product as uncharacterized. The transcript has a single exon. The coding region runs from base 353 to 1279 and encodes 308 amino acids. NCBI's taxonomy places the organism in Eukaryota, Viridiplantae, Streptophyta, Magnoliopsida, Nymphaeales, Nymphaeaceae. The record is from RefSeq and is a predicted model, not a curated record.
AGCCUCAUCCCUGUCUUUGGGGCUGCUCUAUCCUUCCUUGUGCCCUUUAGAAAUAUGAAAAGAACUGGCAAUGACCCAAAUCAUACAGCAUCCACCUUCCUUCCCUAAUUCUCUUCAGAUCCAACACCCAUCAGCAGCAGACAGAAAGAAAGCUACUUGCUCCCCUUCAAAUAUUUGACAGGAAACAGGACUGGAAUAUAUCAAAGUCGUUCUCUCUCUCUCGCUCGCUCUCUGCUUGCUGCUUCAUUUCUAUGCGAGUAGCUCGAAGACCUUUCUUGAAAACCCAAAAGCAAGCUCAUCAACUAGCCAUCUGUGCGAUUCCUCUCUUCUCCUCUUUCUGACCACACGGAGAAUGCGAGAUUUUGCUGCCUGCUUCAGUGAGAAUGCUGUCCAGGUCUCGGAGGUGUCGUGCUCCCCCCACAUCUCCUCCCCCUCCCGCUCCCCCUCCCCCUCCAUCCAGAACAUGGUGACCUGCUUCUACCUGACAGAGAUAUGCGGCCAACCACGGCUGGUAGCGGUCAGUUGGUGCAAGAAUCUGAUGGGUCAGGGCCUAAGCGUCAAUCUCGAUGAUGAUCCCUCGUCUAGCCAUUGCGCGUGCAAGGUUGACAUGAGAUCCUGGUUCUUUUGGAAGAAGAGAGGGUCCAAGGCCUUCGAGGCCGGGUCUUCGACCAUUGAGGUCCACUGGGACCUCUUCUCGGCCAAGUACGGGCCAGGGCCGGAGCCCAUCAAGGGCUUCUUCGUCGCCGUCGUCGCCGACCGCCGGCUUGUCCUCCUGCUCGGCGACAUGCCGGAGGAAGCGCGAAGCCGGACCAAUUCGGCGGGUUCACUGCCUGACCCCGUUUUGGUGUCCCGCAAGGAGCACGUCUCCGGCAAGAGCCUGUACACGACCAAGGCUCAGUUUACUGGGUGCGGCCGGCCUCACGACAUCGUCAUCGAGUGCCGGGACCAGAUCGGCGAGUUCAGGGAGCCGAGGUUGUCCGUUCGGAUCGAUAAGAAGAUGGUGGUCCAUGUCAAGAGGUUGCUGUGGAAAUUCAGGGGCAACCAGACUAUAGUCGUUGAUGGUUUACAUGUCGACAUGCUGUGGGAUGUCCACGAUUGGUUCUUCAAUCCGUCAUCUGGUCAUGCAGUCUUCAUGUUCAAAACCAGAGAGAACAAUUGCAAAUCAUGGACCUCAGCAUCCUCUCCCUCAUCUUCCUCUGCUUGCAUUGUUAGCAAAUUGCGUCAUGAAGAACCAGAAUCCAGUUUCUCUCUCUUCAUCUAUGCAUGGAAGAACCAGUGAGAAGGUUCGAACCGAGUAAUUUUCUUUUCCUCUGUAGGUAAUAUUCUUUCUUCCCCUCACAGUGUCUCCCGCUCUUUCCUCUUCUGGUCCACAGUCGAUGAUGCCUUUCUUGUGAAAAAUCAAAUAAUUGCACAUUUAAUAUCAUUAAAAGAAAAGUUGGAACUAUUUGUAGAUUUAAUAUAUUUGUUUUUGUUCGAUUGGAAUCCUAGACAUGUACAAAACUCUGAGAGCGAUCGGCUUCUUUUGUA